AUGCAAGUGAACCACCCGUCAAUCACGCGUGAAAUGCUCGGCGAUGGUUGGGCUGAACACCUCGACCCGGCUGAGGUUGCCUCAGCAGAAUAUUCAAGAUACUCCUGCAUUUGCGAGACAUGCGAUCGAGAACGAUUAAACGACUCGCUACAGUACUCACUGAAACGGAUCAACACAUAUCGAGCUCUUGCCAGUCCGGCUUGGAUGAGCCUGACCAGCCCGGAUCCUAUUCUUUCUGCUUUCAAACUCAGUUGGGAGCUACAACAUCUGUCAGCAGUGGAGCACGAGUUCAAAGAGACGUACCUCCAGCUCGCUGAGCAAUGUAAGCAGUUCGCAUGUGAUCUCAUCAGUCAGUGUCGGAGUAGUGAAGAGGUGAUAGCGGUACUGAACAAGGACUACAACACUCACGAUGAGAACGUGGACGUGUGGGCGUCAAAACUGAGUUUAUCGCGUCUGAAGUUUGGCCAUCAAAUACGAACAGAAAGCUGUGACCCGGAUCCUAUUCUUUCUGCUUUCAAACUCAGUUGGGAGCUACAACAUUUGUCAGCCGUGGAGCACGAGUUCAAAGAGACGUACCUUCAGGUUCAGAGCUCUACGUUAGGUUUUUGCUUCAUGGUGAUAGCCGUACUGAACAAGGACUACAACACACACGACGAGAACGUGGACGUGUGGGCGUCGAAACUGAGUUUAUCACGUCUGAAGCUGGCCAUCAAAUACGAACAGAAAGCUUUCGUCUCCCAUCCACAUUGCCAACAACUGCUCACUUCGAUCUGGUAUGAGGGAUUCCCAGGACGACAGCAACGUGGUUCUGCGUGGAAUAUCAUCGUCUGCAUAGCUCUGAUCAUUCUUUGGCCUGUUCUAGCAAUCUGUUAUAUU
This is a messenger RNA of Ostertagia ostertagi, 876 nucleotides long. NCBI's taxonomy places the organism in Eukaryota, Metazoa, Nematoda, Chromadorea, Rhabditida, Trichostrongylidae. The record is from the annotation of a GenBank genome assembly.